AUGCGUUUCUUCGGUGGUGUUAUCGCGACCUUCGUCGUCUGCUCCUCUUUGGCGGAGGCCUUCUGCCACAACUCGAUCUCUUGCGGGCUUGGAGGUGAUGAUACUUGCAGCAAGACCUGUGUGCGAGAGGGCAACCCUAGCGGCGGUCGCUGUCUCCCGCGUGAUGGCUGCCCUGGCUAUACCAUUUGCGCCUGCUACCCCAGAAGCAAGCGCGGCGAUGAGGUGAUCGAUGGCGAUGUUGGCCUCCGCAACGUCCUGAAAGACUAUGGUAUAGAGGAGGAGGCCGAUAAGGGAAUCAAGGAAGCGUUGAAUGCAAGAGACAUGGAGAAGCGCAGCAUUACCUGCAGCUUCCCCAAUCCUUGGGGCGGACUUUUCUGCGAAGACCACUGCUCCUACAUCGGAAAGCCCGGUGGCCAGUGCAAGGAUGGAGUCUGUACUUGCAACUAA
Molecule: messenger RNA, 447 nt
Organism: Aspergillus pseudotamarii
Lineage: Eukaryota; Fungi; Ascomycota; Eurotiomycetes; Eurotiales; Aspergillaceae
Gene: AfusinC
Product: Defensin domain protein
Exons: 1
Coding region: 1-447 (148 amino acids)
Biological process (GO): defense response
Source: RefSeq, a predicted model, not a curated record